AUGAAGGUAGGCAUCGCUGAGCUAGAACUACACAGCAAAAAGUUUUUCCGACUCUGCCCUGAGCAAACAUUAUCAGAAACACUUACAGACAAGGUGUGCUAUAUUUUUGUUUCAGGUAGACUAGCCUUCACGUUGGACUCUUUCAGCGACCCAGGCCAGAUAGUUGCCACGUUUCAGUUGCCGAGGUGUGCUCCGAAUAUAGCUGCCGUGAAUGAAAAGCAUCUGUCUACUUUGCUGAUUGAUGUCGAUGUGCAUCCCAAGUAUCUUCGAGUUACAGUUAAAGGUAAAGCGCCAGCGUUCAUAUUGGCGACAGUUGACGUUCUGCAGUGGUGCAUCGUUUCCAAAUGGGAGUUGGUCAAUCCUUUCGCUAACGGCAAGCAGAGAGCUAUCUUGACAAUACUCUCUGUCACAGCGACUCAGUAA
Molecule: messenger RNA, 423 nt
Organism: Eimeria necatrix
Lineage: Eukaryota; Apicomplexa; Conoidasida; Eucoccidiorida; Eimeriidae
Product: leucine rich repeat protein, putative
Exons: 2
Coding region: 1-423 (140 amino acids)
Source: RefSeq, a predicted model, not a curated record